Molecule: messenger RNA, 3066 nt
Organism: Macroventuria anomochaeta
Lineage: Eukaryota; Fungi; Ascomycota; Dothideomycetes; Pleosporales; Didymellaceae
Product: kinase-like protein
Exons: 1
Coding region: 145-2760 (871 amino acids)
Biological process (GO): protein phosphorylation; mitotic DNA damage checkpoint signaling
Cellular component (GO): cytoplasm; nucleus
Molecular function (GO): ATP binding; protein serine/threonine kinase activity
Source: RefSeq, a predicted model, not a curated record
CAGCGCCUGCCUGCUCUUCUGCAUGCCACUUUUUGCCUGCCCCUCCAUACCUAUCGCAAUCGAAGCUUCGCUUCACUCCGAUCCAGGACAUGAGCGCGUCAAGCACGUCGCCGCCCGCCUUUACACCUCAGGCAUACAAGUGCCAUGACAGUAGCUCUCCACGAGGAACCUAAAAAGUGGUUCCUGCCUGGUGAAGGCCUCGAAACGGCCCUCAGCGAUGCUAAACGAACCAUCGGUCCCGAAGCGCGUAUCUGGGCAGGGCGACAUAAAGGCGUUGACGGACACUGGGUCAAGCCCUAUGCGCAUGCGACCGUGGACUCGAAAGAGUUAACGCGACUGAAGGAGCGAUCGGAAUCGGUGCUGGAAGCGGCCAUCCGUCUCAAAAGCAUUUCGAAGGCCGACACGCAUAAGAAAGAGAACGAUCAGGACCACGGGAAGGCACAGCCUGGCCACAGGGGUCAAGAUGUAGAGGGCAAGGCUGUGAACACGGCUCCCACUUCGAAACAAAGCGCACCUCAUAUAGAGGCAAACGAGGGCAGCGCGCCAUCGCCCGUUGACAAGGCGCAGACCAGCUCUGCAAAUACUGGGAAACAGCCGGAAACGCUGCAAAACAACAAAGUCGGUCCAUCUCUGAAUGACUUGGCGGAAGAGUAUGGUUGGCAGGUUGGCGCGGAGAAGUUCCUAUGGGAACAACCCCCGACAUCUGUUAUCAAGGUCACAACUAGAGGUUUUCUGGGCAGAGGUGUUAUUGGCGAGAUUCACGAAGUCAGGAUCAGUGGCUUCAACAAGCCAAUGGUACGGAAACGCAUGAACAUCCGUCGGCAAUACGCAAAACAGGACAAGGAAAGUAUUCGGCAUGAGAUCGAAAACCUGAAAAGUCUUGACCACCGACACAUCGUCAAAGUUCUCGGCUGCUACCAAGAGCAGGUAGGGCAGAACAACGUGGCGUGGUGUGCUCUUAUGUUGCCCAGCGGCAACAAUGAUCUGGGCAUGUUCCUCGGCGAGGUAUAUCCUCAAGCAUCAGAAGGCCAAAAAAGCACGUAUUGUACUUGGGCGAAGUCGUGGUUUCUUUGUCUUGCUUCAGCAUUGGCCUAUAUGCACUCGCAUAAUAUCCAUCAUGAAGACAUCAAGCCAAGCAACAUAAUCCACCAAGGCAGCCGGAUCUUCUUCACCGAUUUCAGUUCUUCACGCAGACUUGAGUCCGGCCUUGAGACCUCAACAGUCAGUCCAGCUAGCGCUACCAGAUUGUUUGCAGCUCCCGAGGCCAUGUCUUCGAAUGGCGUCCUCUCUCGCCACGGCUCAAAGACGGACGUGUUCUCGCUGGGCGUCGUAUUUGUGGAGCUGAUGACCAUCCUGAGUGGGUCUGUUACGCAACUACGCAAGGACGUCGACGUAGGGCCCGGGAAGCCAUAUCACACAAGAGUCGAUCGUCUUCCAGCCUGGUUUUCAACGGGUUCGAGGAGGGCCUCGGCACUAUGGGAAGCUUGCGUACGUCAAAUGCUCAAUCCCGACAGACAGAAAAGACCAAGUGCAAAGCAAGUGGUGGAUAGUCUUACUGGUGAAGAUUUCAAAAUAGCGUUCAGGAUUACGUAUACCUGCGAAUGCGCGAAAGAGCACUAUGAGCAGCUCGAAUCGACCGAAGAGAACAAAGUGGUGACGACAGUACAGCCUAAGAUACUGAGGAUCCAGCGUACUUUGUCUGAUAUUCCAGAAGUAACGGAAACGGCCAAUGAGACGAAGCCACCCACAUCCAAAAAGAAGACACCUAAUAGUAAAGGUGUUCACAUCCAGGCUCGCAAGAAAGUUGAUGCACUCCCAGCUUCGCCACCAGCGUUGUCUAGUCCGAAGAGCGUUAGUACCGCUGAAAUGGGCCCCUCGAAGAACCUGACCCCAGAGGUAAUCCAAAGCAACGUCAAGGAUGAUAAACGCGCCCAUGACAACAGUCAACGCAAAGCAGAACCUACCUCGAAAUCAAUCAACACAUCUUCCGAUAAGGCUGAGCAGAAGAUAAAGGCACCUAAAAAUGAGUAUAAUGGAAAACUGAAGCAGCCUGGUACUAGAGGCGGUAAGAGCAGUAUAUCAACCUCUUCGAAGGACCCUAUCACAUCAGAAGGGUCGAAAAAUGCUACACCCAUAAUCACCACCGCACCAGCCAAAAGGAGCUCACACCAAGAUGUCAGGUCUAUCCAAGAGCCGCCUGCGAAGUCCAAAUCAUCUGUUUUGGAGAGGUCUAGUGAUGGGCAGAUUCGACAUAUUGACGAUAUCGAUAUACCAACAUCACCAAAGGCCAAAGCCAACAUGGCCAAUUACGCUAAUUCUUCCUCAAAUCAUAAAGACUCGCUCGCAAAAGCCGGAAAAACCUUGAACACAAGGACGCAACAAAAAGAACAGAUUAGCCCGCCGAGACAGUCUGUGCCAUCCAUAAUAGUCAACGACACAUCUUUGUACCCACCUUCCAACCGUGCGAGGGUUGAAGAAAUCAAUAGCCGCUUCAGCCUUGACGGUGAUAUCAUUGAGGUUAUUGAGGAUCUGAAGGUCGAUCGUACACAUUCAGCUUCUCCACGACCCCGAAGUUCCAAAAAGAAGAAGAAGAAGCGUUCGACGAGUGUACAUAGCACAGCAGGAACAGACUUUUCCACCUCGGAAAGCACAGUAAGCCUACCUGUUGCGAUACGGCAGUCAAGGAAGAAUGAUCAAAGCGCUGGGGAACCUGGAAGGUUUUCAAGAUUCAUGGGGUGGGGAGGCGGUCUGAGUCUCUGAUUUCGGCGCUUAAGAUGAUCUGAUGUGGCUGCUGUCAGCUUGAUGGCUCUUGCAGACCUCAGGGAAGCGACACGCGAUGGCACCUGUGAGGCAUUACAAGUCAUUGCUCAGGAAUACAAUGGGAAGUCGAAAGUGCGACGAUGGCGACGAUGGCGACGAUGAAGAGGUUCGACGCAGACUGCAGUAAUGUCAGAGUGCAAGGGGAUUGCUCUGCAGAAUUGUCUGCGGUUGAUAGUUAUGACUGCUUUUGUAGUAAUGCUAAUGGAAAACAUACCAUAGGUAGAUGCAGUUGCGCAUCGGCUAUAC